Molecule: messenger RNA, 1572 nt
Organism: Lodderomyces orthopsilosis Co 90-125
Lineage: Eukaryota; Fungi; Ascomycota; Pichiomycetes; Serinales; Debaryomycetaceae
Exons: 1
Coding region: 1-1572 (523 amino acids)
Source: RefSeq, a predicted model, not a curated record
AUGCCACCAGAGGUACUCGUGUUCAACAAUAUGUCUGACCACUCAACUGCUCAACCAUAUAUUCCUAACCAACAACAUUCAUAUCAUCUACAACCAGUGCAACAACAGCAGCCACAACAAUUACUCCACCAACAAACAAUCCCCAAUGGAGAUUUUCAGAGCCCCAGUUUUCAAGUAAAUCAGUUUUACGCUGAGCAGAACCUGUUUCAACAAAUGCAGAUGCAAAAGAUGCAAUUGGCUCAGGAACAAGCUAAACUCGAACAACAACAACAACAACAACAACAACAACAACGUGUUCUGCGGACAAAAAAGGUUAAACCGGUAUCAAUGACACCCAAGAAGAAAAGAGGUAGACCACCAAAGCCUGACUCAUUUACUCAAAGAAUCACUAGUACAAUGAAUAUCAAUGUCAAUACUUCUCCUUUGAGUAGUAGCCCUGCUGAAUCUAAUUCCAAUUCCGCUGCUAAACAAGGUGCUCCAAAUGUGUUUACUCCAUUGAUGAGGGUUAGUCCUACCACCAAGACCAAAAGAAAGAGAAAAAACUCCGCAACAUCAACUAUAUCAAACCCAUCACCUGGUAUGUUGAAAAAGGCCAAAUCGUUUUCCCUUCCUUCAACAAUGUUGGCAACCCCAUUAUCUUCGGUGGGUACAAGUUUCCCCAACUCUAUUGAAUCACAAUACCAUUUCAAUAAAAACACAUUGGAUAAUAUUUCUAUGAUUACUCAACUGCAAUCAAAACCUAGCAGAUCACAAUCAUUAUACAAUACUCCACCAAGCUCUGCAGGACAAAAGAAUGGAUGUUUUAUGCCCCAUCAUCGAAACUUGGAUGCAAUGGCAUCUCAAGAGCGUAUAGAUGCAUCACCAAUUAGGAAAAAGUCACCAGAUAGGAAUCUUUUACCACCGGCUUUGCUAACUGGAAAUACACCUAAAGUAGAGUCAAAAACUUCUGAUGAUUUCCAGUUGAAAUUGGUUAUUGAUGAUCUGGGUAAGGCGGUAUUGUCAAGUGAUAUGUUUAAGCCUACACAAGCCACCCCCAAACCACAACUGGCACGCCCCAUUGAAUCAACUGAAGAGAAACCAUCGCGUGGCGUUUUACGUAGGUGCAACUCUGACAUCACUGGUUCCAUAACCCAACCAAAAUUAGAGUCACAACUUGCUUCAGUCAAUGAAAAUUUCAUGACAAACCCACAAACCCCCAAAGACAAUUAUAUGUAUGUAUCUACUGGACUUACACCAAUAUUCAACUUAACCCCUCAAUUCAAUUCGUUAAUGAAUUCAGUCAUGAGCUUAAAUUCACCUCAGUAUAAGAAAGGAAUGAAUCCUUUUUUGGUGAAUCAAGAGAUUUUCACAAGUGAACAAAACCUGCAAACGCCACAUCAAAUUCCUAUAACCCUUUCCCAUAUUCAUCAUUUGGAAAAUUUAACCGAGCAUCCAAGUGAAGAGAAAGAACAAACUGCAGUUGAUGCAGAGGUGGACAGUGAGGAAAUCAAUAUCAAUUCAGGAGCCAGCUCAGAUGAAUCAGGAGAUGCCAGGCUUGCAUUAAAGCGAGUCAUGUACGUUCAAAGAGACUAA